This is a messenger RNA of Microthlaspi erraticum, 1500 nucleotides long. Lineage: Eukaryota; Viridiplantae; Streptophyta; Magnoliopsida; Brassicales; Brassicaceae. The record is from the annotation of a GenBank genome assembly.
AUGGCUAACAUUUGGAAUUGGCUUCUCUCACUUCUCUUCCUCAUCGGUAUUCUUGUCGCCGCCUUCAAGCACAAGAACCGACGGCAACAUCGACGGAAGCCACCGUCUCCUCCUGGCUUUCCGAUCAUCGGAAACUUACACCAGAUCGGAGAGUUACCACAUCAGUCUCUAUGGAGACUCUCAAAAAAGUAUGGUCCUGUGAUGCUUCUCAAGCUUGGAAGAGUCCCAACACUCAUAGUCUCUUCCUCUGAAACCGCAAGACAGGCUCUCAAAAUCCAUGACCUCCGUUGUUGUAGCCGUCCAGGCUUGGCUGGGUCUAAAGAACUCUCUUACAACUACCUGGACAUAGCUUUCUCUCCUUUUGAUGAUUACUGGAAAGAAAUAAGGAAGCUCUCUGUUCAAGAACUCUUCAGUACUAAACAAGUUCACGCGAUUCAACCCAUCAAGGACGAAGAGGUCAAGAAACUGAUCGAUUCAAUCUCCGAGUCAGCUUAUCUUAAAACUCCGGUCAACUUGAACAAGACGACUCUUGCUUUAACCGUAAGCGUGGUGUGCAGAACAGCCUUUGGUGUGAGUUUCGAAGGAACUGUCCUCAACAGCGACAGAUUCAAUAAGUUAGUCCGUGAGGCACUCGAGAUGCUGGGAAGCUUCUCUGCCUCUGAUUUCAUUCCGUACGUCGGAUGGAUCAUAGACCGGUUCUCCGGUUUACAAGCACGGAGAGAGAGAAGCGCACGUGAUCUUGAUGCCUUCUAUGAACAAAUGUUUGAUCUGCAUAAAGAGAGAAAGAAAGAUGGGAGUGAAGAUUUCGUUGACUUGCUGUUGAAGUUAGAGAAAGAAGAAACUGUUCUUGGAAACCACAAGCUCACAAGAAACCAUAUCAAAGCAAUCUUAAUGAAUGUUCUUCUUGCAGGAAUCGAUACUACUGCAAUAACCAUGACAUGGGCAAUGACAGAGCUCGCAAGAAACCCACGAGUGAUGAAGAAAGUGCAAUCCGAAAUCAGAAACCUAAUUGGGAACAGAGAAAUGAUCACCUUGGAUGACACGGAACAGCUCCAUUACCUGAAAAUGGUGAUCAAAGAAACAUGGAGGCUACAUCCUACAACACCUAUUCUACUCCCAAGAGAAGUAAUGUCGGAAUUCGAGAUCAACGGCUACACGAUUCCAGUGAAGACACGGCUUCACGUGAAUGUAUGGGCUAUCGGCCGUGAUCCGGAAACCUGGAAAGACCCGGAAGUGUUUCUCCCGGAGAGGUUUAUGGAUAGUGACAUUGAUGCAAAAGGACAGAACUUUGAGCUGUUACCGUUUGGCGGUGGAAGGAGAAUCUGUCCUGGAAUGUACAUGGGGACAACAAUGGUGGAGUUUGGUCUUGCGAAUAUGUUGUAUCACUUUGACUGGGAGUUGUCAGAAGGCAUGGCAGUCGAAGAUAUCGACGUGGAAGAAGCUCCUGGUCUCACUGUUAACAAGAAAAACGAGCUUUUACUUGUGCCUGUGAAGUAUUGA